Molecule: messenger RNA, 1017 nt
Organism: Glarea lozoyensis ATCC 20868
Lineage: Eukaryota; Fungi; Ascomycota; Leotiomycetes; Helotiales; Helotiaceae
Exons: 2
Coding region: 1-1017 (338 amino acids)
Molecular function (GO): zinc ion binding
Source: RefSeq, a predicted model, not a curated record
AUGUUCAACACACCCAAGAAGCCCCGCGGUGGAUACUCUGGGAACUACCAAAAGAAUGCGCCGCUCAAAGGUCUAUUUAAGGACGGAAUAUGGCUGUGUAAUUGCGAUCCAAGACUCCCAGCAUCGCAUUUCCAAGUCAAAAAAGAGGGGCCGAAUAAAGGGAAAUGGUUCUACACUUGUCAAGAAUCGAAGGAAUCGGGGUGUGGGUUCUUCCUCUGGGAUGAUGCGGCGGUUGGGAGGGAGAAGCAGGUCGUGAUGAAAAAUUCACGAUCGGAAGUCGAUGGGAUACGCACGCCGGCCGAUGCAUCAAGAGACGAAAGGGAUAAUCGGGGACAGGAUACGGUUAAAAGCAAGUUCAGCCAAGAGACGACGACCGAGGAAGAAGAUGGAGAUGAAUUCGGAGACUUCCCAUUCUCACCAGAGGAUGUAGCUAGUGUAAUGAAAGUCGCAGAACUGGCUUCUGCGCCGAAAUCUCCAGAGACUCCGAGCAAGAAACCGACGAACAUGUUUGCUACACCUGCGCCGAAGAGGAAAUGGGAUGAGGCAGGCCUACUCACACCAUCUACUGGGGGAACGAAAGGGAAGAGUCUAUUCGGAACCCCGGCGAGGAGACUCAAUGGUGGUAUGUGGGACGGAAACGAGCCAUUUGGAUCCAAAAACACAACACCAACACGGAAUCGGUUCAGAGACCCCACAGAUCCUGAAAGCCAAGAAAACUACGACAUCACCGCCGAAGUGAUGGAUAUCUUGCAAGACCAAAAAAUGGACGAAGAAACGAAUUCGAAUCUCCGGCAAUUACUCAGUAAACAUGCGCUCAAAAUCGCCGGGGUGGUGAGAAAUCGCGAUAUCUCAAGAGCUGCGUUGAAGACGAAGGAUUUGAAGAUUGCGGAACUCCAGCAGCGGAUUACGGCGUUGGAGAGGGAGAGGGAGAUGGAUAAGACGGUGAUUAAACAUUUUAAGAAUGAUAUGUCGCAGAGUGUGGCGAGUAGGAAGGGGAGGGGGAGGGGGAAGUCGUGA